Pichia membranifaciens NRRL Y-2026 is the source of this 2253-nucleotide messenger RNA. RefSeq lists its product as hypothetical. Lineage: Eukaryota; Fungi; Ascomycota; Pichiomycetes; Pichiales; Pichiaceae. The record is from RefSeq and is a predicted model, not a curated record. Bases 1 to 2253 code for a protein of 750 amino acids. Gene Ontology annotation, cellular component: membrane. Gene Ontology annotation, molecular function: dolichyl-diphosphooligosaccharide-protein glycotransferase activity. Gene Ontology annotation, biological process: post-translational protein modification. The transcript has a single exon.
AUGAUUGUGUCAAUUGACGACGACGGAUACGUCCAGAUGGACGUGAAGCUGUUGACGGUGGUGAAGCUAUUGGUGCAGACGUCAAUCUUCGUGUGCAUCUCGGGGGCGGCGGUGGCGUCGAGAUUGUUCUCGGUGAUCCGGUUCGAGUCGAUCAUCCACGAGUUCGACCCGUGGUUCAACUUCCGGGCGACGAAGUACCUUGUGACGCACUCGUUCUACAAGUUUUUGAACUGGUUUGACGACAAAACGUGGUACCCGUUGGGGAGAGUGACGGGAGGGACGUUGUACCCGGGGUUGAUGGUGACGUCCUCGGUGAUACACAACGUGCUGCAGAGGCUGGGGCUGCCGGUCGACAUCAGAAACGUCUGCGUGAUGCUUGCGCCGGCUUUCUCGUCGCUCACGGCGUUGGCGACGUACCUGUUCACGCUGGAAAUCACCAGCACGCUUCCCUCGAUGAGAAGCAAGAAGACGCCGGCUCUUUUGAGCGCCGCCUUCAUGUCGAUUGUCCCGGGCUACAUCUCGAGGUCGGUGGCCGGCUCGUACGACAACGAGGCGAUCGCCAUCACCUUGUUGAUGGUCACCUUCUACUUCUGGAUCAAGUCCGUCAGACUGGGCUCCGUGCUGUACGCCUCCGUCACCUCGCUCUUCUACUUCUACAUGGUGUCCGCAUGGGGUGGAUACGUCUUCAUCACUAACAUGAUCCCGCUCCACAUCUUUAUCCUCCUCUUGAUGGGCAGGUUCAACUACAAGUUGUACACCAGCUAUUGCACGUGGUACGCACUCGGCACCUUGAUGUCGAUGCAGAUUCCGUUUGUGGGCUUCUUGCCGAUCAAGUCGAACGACCACAUGGCUGCCUUUGGUGUCUUCGGCUUGCUGCAGUUGGUAGUUGUCGCCAACUACUUCAAGACCAUCUUGUCGCCACAGAGAUUCUACAACUUGAUGAUUGCCUUCGGGACUCUCGUCUUUGUUUUGGGUGUCUCUGGCUUGAUUGCUGCUACCAAGCUCGGCCUCAUUGCACCAUGGACGGGCAGAUUCUACUCCCUCUGGGACACCAACUACGCCAAGAUCCACAUUCCUAUCAUUGCAUCUGUCUCGGAGCAUCAGCCUACACCAUGGUCCUCUUUCUACUUCGACCUGAACUUCCUCAUCUGGCUUUUCCCAGUCGGGGUCUACCUAUGUUUCAACGACCUAUCUGACGAAUCCAUCUUCAUCAUUGUCUACUCGGUUCUCGGCUCCUACUUUGCCGGUGUCAUGGUCAGAUUGAUGCUUACCCUUGCACCUGUCGUUUGUGUCUGCGCAGCCCUCACUGUGGGCAAAUUGUGUGACAUCUACCUUGACUUCACGGAACUUUUGUCGAAGAAGGGACGUGAGCUCAACGAAAAGAUCAAUCCCAACGACAACCUCAUGGACUUGAUCUCGAGACUAGCCGUUGCGUCAACCUUCGCCUUCUAUCUUUUCUUCUACGUUCAGCACUGCAUCUGGGUCAACUCCAACGCCUACUCCUCACCUUCUGUCGUGUUGGCGUCCAAAAACAGAGACGGCAGUCCGGCCCUCAUCGACGACUUCAGAGAGGCCUACUACUGGCUGCGUAUGAACACCGAGGAGGACGCCAAAGUCAUGGCAUGGUGGGACUAUGGCUACCAAAUCGGCGGUAUGGCAGACCGUACCACCUUUGUGGACAACAACACCUGGAACAACACCCACAUUGCCACCGUCGGGAAAGCCAUGGCCGUCAGCGAAGAAAAGUCCGAGGUCAUCAUGAGAAGAUUGGGCGUGGACUACGUCUUGGUCAUCUUCGGCGGUAUGCUAGGCUACAGCGGAGACGACCUCAACAAGUUCCUCUGGAUGGUCAGAAUCUCAGAAGGUAUCUGGCCGGAAGAGGUGAACGAAAGGUCCUACUUCACCGACCGUGGAGAGUACAGGGUCGACGAACACGCUUCCCAGGUGAUGAAAGACUGCCUCAUGUACAAAAUGUCCUUCCACGGGUUUGGGGACCUCUACGCCGGCAGGGACCCUGUCGACAGAGUCAGACAGCAGAAGUUGGGUGCCGAGUACGCCCACAACAUCAACUUGGAUGUCUUGGAAGAGGUCUUCACCACCGAGAACUGGCUUGUCAGAAUCUACAAACUCAAAGACCUCGACAACUUCGGUAGAAGCUUGAUCGACGUCGGCGAGGAACACCGGAAGGACACAACCCGUAGACAGAAACGGAUCCAAACGAGAAAGAAGCCAGACCUCGACCUCAGAGUGUGA